AUGCGACAAGGCUCCAAAACGCCAACAGUGUUGAGGCUCUCUGAACAAGCCGACCUGACGUCCGCUGACGUCUGCCUUGUUGUUUGUUGCUGUUUGUCGCUUGUCUUCCAGGUGGUGGGCGAGUGGCGCUUCAGCAAGAUCCACUGUGACAUCUUCGUCACGCUGGACGUCAUGAUGUGUACGGCCAGCAUCCUCAACCUCUGUGCCAUCAGCAUCGACCGGUACACGGCGGUGGCCAUGCCCAUGCUGUACAACACACGCUACAGCUCCAGACGCCGUGUCACCGUCAUGAUCUCUGUGGUGUGGGUGCUGUCCUUCGCCAUCUCCUGUCCACUGCUGUUCGGCCUCAACAACACUGCAACGCGUGACGAGGCGCAGUGCGUGAUCGCCAACCCGGCCUUCGUGGUCUACUCCUCCAUCGUGUCCUUCUACGUCCCCUUCAUCAUCACCCUGCUGGUGUACGUGCAGAUCUACGUUGUGCUCCGCAAGCGGCGGAAACGCGUCAACACCAAGCCCAAGCGCUCCGGCCACCAGGGCCCUGAUCACGAGCUGGCCGCCGCGCUGAAGCAAGAGAAGUGCACUCACCCAGAGGAUGUACGUCUGUGCACUGUGAUCGUCAAGUCUAACGGCAGCUUUCCUGUCAGCAAGAAGAAAGUGAUAUUCAUCAAAGAGGUGGCCAAUGAGGCGGAGGACAUGGAGUUGGAUGACCUGCAGACCUGUAGCAAGCCAGAGAAGCAGCAGAAGUGUUCGGACCCUCCCCAGGCCUCCAGCCACCAGCCCCCCCAGGCCUCCAGCCACCAGCCCCCCCAGGCCUCCAGCCACCAGCCCCCCCAGCCCAACCAGCCCCAGCCCUCACACCCCUCCCAGCAGCUGCUCCCCAGCAAGGCCCCCAACACCAGCCCCACCUCCACCCCACCCACCCUGCCCGAGGAGGCUCUGAAGAAUGGGGACACGGGGCCCAAGGAGGUCCAGGCGGAGCCUCCCAGGGUGACCAAGGCCUUCCAGACCCAGGCCCUGCCCAACGGCAAGACCCAGACCUCCGUCAAGACCAUGAGCAAGAGGAAGAUCUCCCAGCAGAAGGAGAAGAAAGCCACGCAGAUGUUAGCUAUCGUGCUGGGCGUGUUCAUCAUAUGCUGGCUGCCCUUCUUCAUCACGCACAUCCUGAACACCCACUGCACCACCUGCAAGGUUCCGGCUGAGAUGUACAACGCCUUCACAUGGCUCGGCUAUGUCAACAGCGCAGUCAACCCCAUCAUUUACACCACCUUCAACGUGGAGUUUAGGAAGGCCUUCAUCAAGAUCCUGCACUGCUAGGAUGGUGUACGAGGAGGAAGUUACGAGGAAGAAGCAGUGACAUCACUUGCUGUGUACUUCCAUUGGCCAUGUUGGACUGCUACCUGUGACCAAGCCUGUUGGAGACCAGAGUGACUUAGCGGCGGCCAUUUUGGAAGACUAUAUCAGACAAUAUGAACUAACUUUGUGGACUAACUGUUCUCUUGAAUGAAUGUAAAUCAAAGGAAAAACGUCUGUAUCAAUGAACUUGUUUCUUGGAAAAAAUGUCAUAUUCUCUAGAGACCAUUGUGCUUGUCACUCAAGAGCCAUUCUUAAUGUAUAGAAUGCACGCACACACGCAGGAACACGCACAGACACACACAACCACGCACACAUGGCUGUGAUAAAAAAAAUGAAAAGCAAAUCAACAUAAUAUUUAAUCUGUGUAUAGGUUGUGUUUUUGCUGAUGCCUGCUUUCUGCUGAUAACACGUAAGCAUCAACAAAUCAGUGUUUGUCUCAGUAUUAAGCCCAAUAAUUGAACUAGAAGCUCCUCUGUUUUCAAAACUACCAUAAAUCAGAAUGUGUGCUGAAAAAAACAGAGAAUUUUCUAUUUCUCACUUUAUCAUCGGAAGAAGAGGAUGCCACUUAUGUGCAAUGUAAUUAAGAAUUCAAAUCAAAAAUUUAUUUUAAUUGAAUAAAUGUAUUAUUAUGAAUAUUAUUAUUCUCACUAUUAUUAUUGUUAUCGUUUGCUGUACAUGCUUUGUCGAGGACACAUUCAAUGUGAUUAUAUGGCUGCCGUGGAAACGUGAUGCAUGUUACAUCGCUCCUAACCUUGA
This is a messenger RNA of Hypomesus transpacificus, 2109 nucleotides long. RefSeq names its product dopamine receptor D2a (gene drd2a). Gene Ontology annotation, molecular function: dopamine neurotransmitter receptor activity, coupled via Gi/Go; G protein-coupled receptor activity. Lineage: Eukaryota; Metazoa; Chordata; Actinopteri; Osmeriformes; Osmeridae. Gene Ontology annotation, biological process: adenylate cyclase-inhibiting dopamine receptor signaling pathway; adenylate cyclase-activating adrenergic receptor signaling pathway. Gene Ontology annotation, cellular component: glutamatergic synapse; presynaptic membrane. The coding region runs from base 1 to 1314 and encodes 437 amino acids. The record is from RefSeq and is a predicted model, not a curated record. The transcript is spliced from 6 exons.